UCUAUGUCGUUUCUCCCACCGGCGGUGCCUGUAACCGUCGCCGACUUCGCACCCCCGCUACCGUAGAAAGAGCGGAUCCUGUGGCCGCCCGGUCGAGCGACGAGCGGCGGUUCCAUGGCGGCCGCGGAGGACCCACCGCCUGGCGAAAUCGACGCCAACCUCCGCCACCGUCUCCCCUUUCCGAGAUGGGGCGACCGGCGGAUACCCCGCCGCGGCAGCGUCGACCGGAACGGCGUAGAUCGGACCCGCUCGGAGGCGGCGCCAUCCGGUAGCCGUGGGUCCCCUGCGGGGCAACGGAGCUGCGGCGGCGGCGGCGGCGAGGACGGGGGGUUGGAGGAGCUGAGAGCGAAGCUGAUGGGCCAUCUCCAGGAUGCUGCGGACCGGAUGAAGCUGGAGACUCCGGAGGCAGCGCGAGAGACCGCGAGGCCGUGGAACCUGAGGGCGAGGCGGCCGACGAACGGGAACGGCCAAGGGGGUUGCGCCAGCGCGGGGGCGCUUACCGGGGCGACAGACGAGGAGGAUAAGAGGAGGAAGAGCGGACUAACGGUGUCGCUGACGGCGGAGGAGAUCGAGGAGGACAUCUAUGCCGUGACGGGAUCGCGGCCCCGGCGGCGGCCGAAAAAGCGACCCCGGGCCGUGCAGCGCCUGCUGGACCACUGAUGCGCUACUUCUACUGGUGACAAAACGUCCCUACGCGCGUACACACGGACGCAUUUCUCCCCAUGUAUUUGUACGUAGCUCACAGAUACGUGUCAGGUAACUAUUGGAAGCAUCGCGAACCGAUUCUCGCAUGAGGUCAGUUGGCUGGGUCCCAGACAAAAGCCACACACGUUGGUUGGCCGGCCGGCGGACAGAACAUUCUCUCCACAUGUUUUGUAAAAGCAUAAUAUGUAGCCAAGCGAUAAAUGCAUUAUUUCACAGCUCUCUAUGUUUUCUUUGCUUUGCUUUGCUAUGUAUAUAUAUAUAUAUAUAUAAUCUCUGACGUACAUAUGUGCGCUGGCAUGCAGGUAUGUAUGAUGUAUAAACUAAUAAAUGAUAUUUGUGGUUCGUCAUCGGUUACCGAUAAAUGACUCGGUCUCGGUUUACAUGUUUUGGCCAGUCUCUCUUCCCAGGAUUGUGGCUGUCCGAGAUCACGGUGGAGUCUUACAAGGUUGGGGAUGACUGAGUCGCUGACGCUGCCGUCUUCAUCCCUGCAGAGCAAGACUUGUGUUGCUGAAAGCUAUGUUACAUGUAGUUGUUUCCUUUUACAUUUUAUCGUUUCUUGUGAGCAUUUGUGGUUCCUCUGUUAAGGAAACUAUGCAAGACAAGAGAUGCCAGUUUAAUGAUCAAACAUUGUAUAGUUUGUUCUCCCUCUUCUCA
This is a messenger RNA of Musa acuminata subsp. malaccensis (wild Malaysian banana), 1359 nucleotides long. RefSeq lists its product as uncharacterized. The record is from RefSeq and is a predicted model, not a curated record. NCBI's taxonomy places the organism in Eukaryota, Viridiplantae, Streptophyta, Magnoliopsida, Zingiberales, Musaceae.